AUGGCUACCAAACAAGGUAUCCCCGUAACAGCUGCUCCGACAGGCUCCAGCCAUCGUCGCUCUAGCAGCGGCAUAUCCGAUGAUGCAGCAAAAUCCGCCCAUGACUUCAUGGCCGGCGCUAUUCGACGAUCGAGCAGUGGAAUCACUGAUGAAGCUGCUAAAGCUGCCCACGAUUUUAUGCAGGCCUCCAAAGCCUCCGGUCCCGGUUUGAGUGACGACCUCACCGAGAAAGCACACAAAUUCAUGGAUGGUCCUGCUACACAUCGAGAAAGUCACAGCAAGCAUUUGCCAGACGUGACAUUGCCUGGAAUAACGGAUGAGAUUGUGGAGGAAGCAUUGGAAUUCGAGGAGAGUGUGGAGAAAACUGGGAAAGAAUAG
Rhinocladiella mackenziei CBS 650.93 is the source of this 378-nucleotide messenger RNA. RefSeq lists its product as uncharacterized. The coding region runs from base 1 to 378 and encodes 125 amino acids. The record is from RefSeq and is a predicted model, not a curated record. Lineage: Eukaryota; Fungi; Ascomycota; Eurotiomycetes; Chaetothyriales; Herpotrichiellaceae. The transcript has a single exon.